Molecule: messenger RNA, 2933 nt
Organism: Rhopilema esculentum
Lineage: Eukaryota; Metazoa; Cnidaria; Scyphozoa; Rhizostomeae; Rhizostomatidae
Source: RefSeq, a predicted model, not a curated record
AUGGAAAAAAUCGACACUAAGUUUAGAAAGGCGAUUCCGAUCCAAAAACGUGUAGCCAUUACGCUAUGGAGACUUUCAACAGGAAACAGUUUUAGAUCAACUGCUGCUGUUUUUGGUGUUGGGAAAUCUAGCGCAGUCGAUAUAACCAAACAAUUUUGCAAAUUUAUUCCGAAAGGAUCAAGCAUUUUUAUAAAGUUUCAAAGAAAUGAGAGAAAAAACUUUUAUAGCUUUGGAAAAUUUUCAGAGAUUUGUAAAACCCCCCAAGUUAUAGGAGCCAUUGACGCCACACAUGUAGAAAUCAUUGCACCUGAAAAUUCGCCUAUUGACUACUUCUGCAGAAAGCAAAAGUUCACAAUAAAUACGCAAGCUGUAGUGGAUGGAAAAUUGAAAUUUAUAGAUGUAUCAACUGGUUUUCCAGGCAGUAUUCACGAUGCAAGGGUUUUACGUGCGAGUUCAAUUUAUCAUACAGCUGAAAGAUAUGAUAAACCGACGAUGGAUGAUACCUUGAAUCCUUUGUGGCCAGGUUGCUAUGUAUUUUCAUGCUCCCUGUGGUAUCGUCUUGUAGUUGUCUGUUUUGUAAAAUUUUAUGAGAAUAUAAAAAAAAGAGGCGAUAUUUUGAAUAAUCCACUCGCAUUUAUAGAGAACCAACCAGUAAAACCCUUCAUUAUUGGCGAUGGGGCAUAUUCACUCAGCAGUUGGCUUUUAAAACCAUACUCUGAAAAUGGAGCAUUGACCAGAUCGGAAAUAAAAUACAACAAAAUUCUUUCUUCUGCCAGGUCUGUUGUGGAGAGCGCAUUCCGCGAGCCUUGACUUCAGCUGGUUUCUGUUUCCAAGUCUUGCCUUCUGUUGGAUAACGGAAACCCCUCAACUCCAUUACGUCAUUUGCUUCAAUUGACAAUUAUGUAAUAAUAUUUAUAGACAAUGUUUUGUUUAUUGCGUGGGUCGCUAGACGACAUUAUUUUACCUUAUAUGGACUUUUCUAUUUUCGUCGUAUGUAUCUGUUAGUUUAUAUAAAUGCUUGAGUAAAAGUUGGAGGGAGUUGGAAAAUUGUCGAGACGAUGUAAAAAAUAGCGUUUUGUUAACGUUGACGUAAUAUCACGUGAUCAAGGCAGAUAGGGAGUAAGAGUUUUGAGAGUUGCACGCGUUUAAGAAAAAGGAUUCAAGUUAAGCUUGAGCCAUCGUUUUAAAAUCGAUAUAGUUGGAAACGGGUUCUGCAACAUAGGUAGAACAUCAAGAUUAUGUUUGAGAUUGUGGCCUUUCAAGCCGUUUAAUCACACAAACUUCUUGAGCAUAAUAAUUGGCAAGUCAGAGUGACUUGGGCCAGCAUUUUCCCCACAUGGUGCCGUUUUGCCGGGAUAUAUUUUGAGUUUGUAUAUCGUUCAACGGAAAUCUUUGCAAAUAGUUAAAGAAAAGAUUAUUCGCGGAAGCACAGUUAAAGAAAAAAGUUAAGGCAAGAAGCGUUACAAGAAGAUACGUUAAGAAAAUAAUUGAUAAUACGGAGAAGCUUUUGAAAGAGAAUGGAGAAGAAGAAGCAAACAGAUUGCUAACUAACAAGGAGAUUUUGCUCGUGCAACUCGCUGAACUAAAAGAGAUGGACAAAUGGAUAGUGGGCGCGAUAGAGGUAUCGAAGUUCGAAGAUGAAGUUUUUGAGAGUAAAGACGUGGAAGCGUCAAUACGAUUUUGUAUAACGAAAAUCGAAUCGCGGUUGAAGGUUUUGAUUCAGAAAAGCGGAAUGGAAAAGCAAAUGGAGAAAACACGCCCACAAGGGAGCCACUAGAAGAGUAACAAAGCUGUCACAGCUGAAGUUGAAAGUUUUUACAGGAAAUCUUACUGAAUGGCCCUCCUUUUGGGAAAUUUUUCGCGCUUCAAUAGAUUCCGAUAAAACUUUAGAAAAUGUUGUGAAAUUUAGUUAUUUAAAAUCGCAGUUAGAAGGAGUUGCUGCGGAUGCAAUUGCGGGGUUGAAAGUUUCGAACGCGACGUAUAGCGAAGCCAUUGAUUUGCUGAAAAGGAGAUUUGGUGAUGACCAGGUCAUCAUUUCAACCCACAUGGAUAAACUAUUGAACAUUGCUGCAGUAGAGUCGAUGAAUGAUGCAAAGAUAUUGAGAGAAAUGUACGACCAAAUUGAAUCAAAUGUUAGAAGUUUGGGGGCACUAGGAUUGCGAAUUAGUGGCUAUGGAAUUGCUAUCGCCGAUUGUUAUAAACAAACUCCCUGCAGAGCUUAGAAUCGCUAUAACAAGAAAAGUGAAAAACUUGGAUUUAUCGGAAAUACUAUGUUGUAUCAAUGAAGAAGUGCAGGUGCGUGAAAAAUGUUUGUUGAGUAAAGUAACCGUCGGGCAAAGUCGUAAACAAACCCCCAUGGAAGAAACAAAGGUGAGAUGGGUGGCACGAAACAACCAAGCAACGACCGCCGGGUUGUAUACAGAACAUGGUAUAGAUAAUGAAAAGUAUAGAGCGAUUAAAUGCAUUUAUUGCGAUGCAGCACACAAGUCGCAUUUGUGUAAGACAGUAACCGACCACAACGUGACAAGGAAAAUAUUUGGCGCAAAAGAAUCGAUGCUUUAUUUAAUUGUGACCGGGUCAUGUCGCACGAAAUUGCCGCACCAACAUGCGAUGCUUGAAGUGCAACCGCUGACAUCACUCUACGAUUUGCGAUUGCUAUGUUAGAGAGGGGGUGAACGAAAAGACCAAUGCGAUAAAAGGCAGUGAGAAGAAAAACGAUGCCUUAGAAGUUUCUCCACAUCAAUCGACAACGAACAUGCACACAAACACGAGGAAUUCGGUAUUGCUACAAACCGCACGAGUGCCAGUGAAAACCCCCCAAAAGCAGAACGUGAGUACUGUCCGCCUGGUUUUCGACUCAGGGAGCCAAAAUACUUAUGUGACGUCAGAUCUGAAAAAUGCCCUUAGUUUGCCAGUGAUCGGCAAGGACAAAA